AUGCUUACAUACCUUGCCGCCCUUCUUACUGAACCUGCACACUUUCUGCUUUCUCUGACGCCACUUUCACGUUUGCUCCCUAGUAUUGAUCACUUUGCUCCACAUCCUACGGCACCUUUUGAAGGAUACUAUACCCGUAUUGUAACACCUUCCCACGGGUCAAUACUCCUUAUCCUCUCUUCUGUGCGACAAGCAGAAGAUAAACCCCAUUAUAUCCACUUUUCCCACAUACCAUCAGUAUCAGGGCCACAAGAUAAAGCAUUGCAAAUCGAUGUAUUCUCAACCAUCACAGACGUCCUCGGAGAACGCAAAGAAAGCGGAUUCCAAGAGUUCACCAGGGUCGUUUCGGACGGAAUCGGAUAUUGCCGUACUGCCGAAGGUGAACAGAAAUAUUCACUCCGUCUCCCAGAUCCUGAGUCAGAGAGCGGCGACGAGAGCGUGGUGGAAGUGGAAGUAACGAUCACUCAGAGGGCACCUUGGAUAGAAGGGGAUGUACUCAGUACUCCAGAGGGUGCAUUCAGCAAUUUAGUGCAUCUGCUUCCGCUGCACUGGAACGUCUUCUCGCAUAAAAGUAUGGCAGAGUACACCGUAAAGAGAGGUGGUGAACUUUGGUUGCAGGGGACAGGAAUUGCACAUUCCGAAAAGAAUUGGGGGGUGUCCUUUCCUGCUGGUUGGACUUGGAUCCAAGGCUUCUCAGAUCAUAAGGACCACGCUGGAACAUCAACAUUUUCUCUUGCAGGUGGAAAGAUCCUCGGGCAGAAGGCGUUUCUUCUCGGCUAUCGUUCUCCAAAAUACUCUAUAUCGUUUGCACCCCCAACAACGCUCUUUCCUUUCAGCAUACCGACUCCCUUUUGCUAUGAACAACAUAAUUCGAAAGCUGGAACCCUCUCAUUAAGGGCCGAUAACCUGAUGAGGACUCGGAGAAUCGUGAUUAGCGUCGCUGGACCUGCUAAUCACGAGAGGUGGGUUGCCCUCAAUUGUCCGCUCUCAACUGGCCAUGGAAAUAAGUUUGCCUACGAGACAUUCGAAGCUACCUUGUUUGUUGUAAUCUCAGAAAGGAGGUGGCCCUGGCAAGAAUGGGUACAGGUAGAAACGGCGCAGUUUACAAACGCUGCAUUAGAAUUCGGGGGUGAUUAUAGCUUCAAGUUGAAAGAUACAUGA
Molecule: messenger RNA, 1161 nt
Organism: Morchella importuna
Lineage: Eukaryota; Fungi; Ascomycota; Pezizomycetes; Pezizales; Morchellaceae
Exons: 3
Coding region: 1-1161 (386 amino acids)
Molecular function (GO): tocopherol cyclase activity
Source: RefSeq, a predicted model, not a curated record